AUGCUUCGAGCGGAAGAGAACGCGGAGGGCAUGUCGGUGAUUUGCCAACCGAGGGCAACGUGGGAGGACACGUGCUUGCUCGUGAGGGAAGCCGAGAGCCCGGUGUUGUGGCACCGGAGGUUGGGGCACGCCGGCUAUGAGAGCUUGGCCAAGAUGGUCGAGGGCCCCGGGUUGGUCCGGGGUGUGGGGGUGAAAGCGGGGGCGUUCCGGGAGGAGAAAACUUUGGUGUGCGAGCCUUGCAUCAUGGGGAAGCAAACCCGGAAGCCGUUCCCCAAGGAGUCGGACUCCAAGGAGAGUACGGAGCCCCUCGAGCUCGUGCACAUGGACGUGUGCGGGCCCAUGCCGAGGGACGGUGCAACGGACCACGGCGGGGCACUCUCCCGAACAAAACGGUUCGGCGGCGGAGCGGUUGAACCGGACGCUCGAGGAAAGAGCGCGGGCUUUGCUGGGUUGGGGCCGGAAUUGUGGGCGGAAGCGAUGGUGACGGCCAACUACACUUGGAACCAGGUUCCCUCGAGCGUGCACGGCAAGACCCCGUGGGAAAUGUUCUAUGGGGAGAAGCCGAACCUAAGCCACUUGCGGGUGUUUGGGGCGCGGGCCUACAUCCACGUGCCCAAGGGAAACCGGAAGAAGAUGGAGCCGGUGAGCGAGAGGGGGGUGUUCUUGGGCUACGAGCCCAACUCGAAAUCCUACCGGGUCCUUCGGGAGCGGGAUGGUAGGAUCUUAACUUCCCGCGACGUCAUGGUGGAUGAGCGUGGGCCGUCCGCGAUCGUUGAGCUUGGCUCCGAUCCGGGGAAGGAGGGGGGUGCUUGCGGCCCUAGUCGUGUGAGCCCCCCGACUUGGAUGGGUGUAGGGGGGUCGGGGGAGCAUCCCGAGCCGCAAACGUAUCAAGAAGCCGUAGGGGGAGAAGAGAGCGAGCUUUGGCGGAUGUCAAUGGACGAGGAGAUGCGGUCCUUGUUGGAAAACGGGACGUGGGAACUAGUCAAAAAAACCGGAGGGGGUGAAGCCGGUUCCCAUGAAGUGGGUUUACAAGAUUAA
Messenger RNA from Klebsormidium nitens, 1038 nucleotides. The record is from the annotation of a GenBank genome assembly. NCBI's taxonomy places the organism in Eukaryota, Viridiplantae, Streptophyta, Klebsormidiophyceae, Klebsormidiales, Klebsormidiaceae.